AUGAUUCUCUCACGGCGCGCGGUCCUCUUCAUCGGCUUCAGCUUCUCCUGCAUCCUUUUCUUCACAGCCCGUAAGCUAUCACGACCAUGGAGUAGCUAUCCGCAGGCCGUGGGUCUAGGGGACUACUAUGGCACGGAUUAUUCAGCCCAUGGCCAUAACUGGACAGGCGCAUUCAACUUUACCAGUCAUGGCAGUAAAAGCCUGUACGCCCCUCAGCCCAAUUUCGUCCCUGGUAUCCCCAAACCUCCUGGCUCGACGUACACAAAGAUGUUGGUUGUGCCUAGGACCAAGAAGGAAGAUACGAGCUGGAUCGCGACGGAAUUACCGGACUGGGGCACUGCCAUCUAUGUUGCGGAUGACCCGAAAGCGCCCCUACACCCACCGAAGAACAAGGGCCACGAAGUGAUGAUAUAUUUAUCGUUCAUUAUCGACUUCUAUGACAAUCUCCCCGACGUAGCGGUGUUUAUGCACUCGCAUCAGAAUGCCUGGCAUAACGAGGAGCUGUUUGGUGGCGACGCAGCGGAGAUUCUCCGACGAUUGAGCAUGGAGCGGGUCAUUCGAGAAGGGUAUAUGAACACGCGUUGCGCGUUCGGCCCCGGAUGUCCCGCAUGGAUGCACCCUGGUGCCGUGGAAGAAGACGAAACCAAGCAGGAGGAGGUGAUGCUGGCUCGUGCCUGGGGAGAACUAUUCCCAGACCAGCCCGUACCAUCGGUUCUCUCCCAGCCAUGCUGCGCUCAGUUUGCCCUAUCCCGGGAUCGCAUUCGCACGAUCCCACGUGCUCGGUUCAUUUUCUACCGCGACUGGCUGCUGCAGACAGAUCUAAGUGAUUACAUCGCGGGUCGUAUCUGGGAAUACCUAUGGCAAUACGUCUUCACGGGCAAACCCGUUGUCUGUGUGGAAGAGAGUAUCUGUCUCUGUGAUGGGUACGGGUUCUGCUUCGGCAGCCCUGAAAAGUACCAAGAAUGGCGUGAUAUGGAUUCUGAAAGGAAAGAUUUGCAGCAGCGACUAGAUGAUUUGAUCUACUGGGCGGAGGAUCUCCGGAUGGCACAGGCUGCGGGAGAAUUGGAUGAAACUAUGGACCUGGAUCUCCCGCCUCUUGGUCAGCAAUCUGAGAUAGAAAAAGAGGUCAUUGGAAUGGAAACGAAGGUCGCCGACACUCUUCAGGCUGCGAUUGAGCGUGGCAAGAACCCCAAAUACCGCGCCCUAGAAGCUGGUCGUCCUUGGAAAGAGGGCGAUGGCUUCUAG
This is a messenger RNA of Penicillium subrubescens, 1245 nucleotides long. RefSeq names its product DUF3431 domain-containing protein. Bases 1 to 1245 code for a protein of 414 amino acids. The transcript has a single exon. NCBI's taxonomy places the organism in Eukaryota, Fungi, Ascomycota, Eurotiomycetes, Eurotiales, Aspergillaceae. The record is from RefSeq and is a predicted model, not a curated record.